This is a messenger RNA of Limulus polyphemus (Atlantic horseshoe crab), 1284 nucleotides long. RefSeq lists its product as uncharacterized. The transcript is spliced from 2 exons. Lineage: Eukaryota; Metazoa; Arthropoda; Merostomata; Xiphosura; Limulidae. The coding region runs from base 284 to 979 and encodes 231 amino acids. The record is from RefSeq and is a predicted model, not a curated record.
AUUGACUGUGCCCACUUGCACUCUUUGCCUUUUACUCUCUCUCUUGCGCGUUAGUCAUUAUUAUGAAAAUCUAUUUGUGUUUAAACCAAAUCAUAUACAAAGGACGUUCAAGCGAACUUUCCCCCAAUCCUUUGAAGUAACUCAAAAGAACUUUUGCUUUUAUGACUCUAAUUCACAACUGUUUAAAGUAAUAGUUUCUUUGCUACGUCAUUUGUCUGCAAUCCAGUAACGAAACCACGAUCUCCAAUGAAAGGAACGAUGAUUUAUUAAGUUAAUCCUCGACAUGAAGUCGUCCGUUCCGCAAAUCCAGUGCUCGAUGUCUUCAAACGAAAGAAUGACAGGUAGCAUUGUCAUCGCGAGUGCAUUUGUGAUUUGUUUUACGUUGUUCGGUGUAUUUAACCUUAUCGGUGGAAGCGUGCUUGUUUCGGUAGCUUGUAAGCAACAAGUCGUUCUUGAACGAACCCUGUUUCACGACUUUCCAAGCUUACGUCAGCAGAACCAGAAAUAUGGAAAAUUUUGGAAUCCCCUUAUGGUUGUCGGUCCGACUCUCUUGAUAACGGGAAUGAUGUUGGUGAUCGUCGGUUUUCUUUUAGGGAUUGUUGCCUGUCGUUCUUCAACUCACUUGAAGAAAUCCCUUCCAUACGUUUCAUCCUUAUCAUGUGUCCAAAUGUCCAGUCUUAAUGGCAAAAACCCUGAGCAAGAAACCAGUAAAGAUCGCUCAGCCACUGAAAUUACGAACAUUUUGAUCAACCACUCCGAAAAAAAGGGUAACCGAGAUUCUAACCCCGACGAUCACUGCUCUCAGCAAAAGGUUGUUGUGGACAUUCAUAUUCCAUCAAGCACAAGAGAAAUUCCAAAAUCUAAGGAAGAACCUCGCAAAGCAUCCAUGGACAGCAGAACUACCGAGGAAACGGAAAUUCCGUCACUGAUUAUACAAGACCAUACUGAUGAAGCUGAGUACAGCAACCUUACUGCUUAGUAUUUAAUGUUCUUACCGUGUGAAUAUUGUCAGUUUCUAUUUUUAAAAAAUGUGCUAAUUAAAACGUUGUAAAACAUCUAUGUUUAAGCACUUUGUCACUGUUAGUAUGUAGAAAUCAAACAAUAAUACAAGCUUGGUAUACAUAUUUUCAGAAAGUAUGUUCAGUGGCUAGUAUGUCUAAUGUCAUGUUUUCCCUUUGCUAUUUAUAUUGUAAAAAAUAUUCUUAUGAUUGUUUUUACUUUUAACUUGUUAACUCGUUAUUAAAGAUAAAAUAUCACGUGAUUUGAGCUUGACGUUUAAUUCAA